CAUCAUCAUCAGAAAAGCGGUGGCCGCGAUUGCAGCAGAGAGAGAGAGAGAGAGAUGAAAUGGGGCCUACUUGUGAUGAGGUUGGCCACUGAUAAUUGGGCAUGUGUAGGAAGCAUAGAUAUGGUUGUCCUCUUCAAUCUUAAUUACCUUUCUCUCCAAUCACCACCACUCCACUAUCAAAUUGAAAGCAACGACUGUAAUUAAUGACCGAGGUUGGGCCGCCGCCGUCGUGCCGGGCCGCCCUUGCACCCGCCGGAUUCAGGAGAGACCGGCCAAUUCUCAAACUCAAAUGGCAAGGCGCCGUUACGAAACCUUUGCGGCUGAUGAAGAUAGACGCUCAAAUAGUGAAUCCAACCACCUACUCUUCACGAAUUUCCACUGACAUCCCUCUCUACGAAAUUCCCGGGGCUUCCUUUGAUGAGUAUUUGGAAGAUAAGCCCAGGGUUUUUAAGGCCAUCUUUCCAGAUAAGCGUAGGAGCGACCAAAUCAAUCAGGACGUGUGGAGGGUACGGAUGCUACCAAUAGAAUUCCUAUUUCUGACCGUGUCACCAGUAGUCGACAUGAGGCUAAGAUGUAAAUCUAGUGGGAUUGGAUACCCACCCGGAAUCCCUCCCGAUAUUUCAAAAGUUCUUGAUCUUGAAAUCAUUAAGUGGGAGCUGCAGGGCCUAGAUGACAUUGUCAAGCCAUCGGAAUUCUCCCUAUGCGUGAAAGGGGCUCUCUAUCCUGACAGACGUGGAUCACGCAGCAGGUUGAAAGGCCAACUACAGAUGAGCAUAAGCUUCGUCCUACCUCCCGUGCUUUCGUUGGUUCCUGAAGACAUCCGAAGAGAUGUUGCUGAGUCGGUUUUGAAGAGUUUGGUGGGCAAUAUGAAAGAUAAAGUAAAUGGAAGCUUGACGGCAGACUAUAGUCAAUUCAAGAGAGAAAGACCAAAGGCUUUAGCAUGAUGAGAUUCAACACAACGUGCCUCUCGCAUGCAAAGCGAGCGCUCUACCAUUUGAGCUACGUCCCCUUUUGUUAUUCUUCCCUUAUAUCUAACUUUAUAUUCAUAGCAUAUGACGCCUUAAAACAAAAGUGGCUAAAUUUACUUUUAUUGCAUGAAAAAAUAGAGAAUUUGUAUCAUAAAAUGGUAAGUUAAAUCUUUUAUCCAUAAAAUUGUUGUA
Messenger RNA from Salvia splendens (bonfire salvia), 1160 nucleotides. RefSeq lists its product as uncharacterized. The transcript is spliced from 5 exons. Bases 204 to 944 code for a protein of 246 amino acids. NCBI's taxonomy places the organism in Eukaryota, Viridiplantae, Streptophyta, Magnoliopsida, Lamiales, Lamiaceae. The record is from RefSeq and is a predicted model, not a curated record.